CAGCCACGUUUAUUCGAAAUGCUGUCCACAGUAGUGGCUGUGCUUUGCUGCGUGGUCAUCGUAACUGGUGGCCCUUCAGAUUUUAAAAGGUCAAACGAGAGGAUUGUGGGCGGAACGGAAGUGGCCAAAAAUGAAAUCCCGUGGCAGGUGUCAAUCCAGUUCAACAACAACAAUGACCACUGGUGCGGCGGCUCGAUAAUCUCGGAGGAAUUCAUCGUAACCACUGCCCGAUGCUCAACUUAUGACCUGAGAGACAUGCAUGUGGUGGCCGGCACCUUGGAGUGGGCCAAGCCUGGCUCGGUGCACAACGUCACUGAAAUCAUUAACUCGCCCGAAUGGACUUUGGGCCCAGACAGCGACAUCUCCCUUUGGAGGGUGAACCCGCCCUUCACCUUCGAUGCCAGCACGAACAUCGUGCGGCUACCUGCUCAGGGCGCACAAUCCACGCCAGGAACCGUCAUGACUGUCUCAGGCUGGGGAAUCACAACAUGGUCUGGGCAAAGAUCGGACUUCCUGCUGAAGGCUGACGUGCCGAUUGUGUCGAAAAGUGAGUGCAACGCCAGCUACGCAAUAUACGGAGGAAUCGGUGCGUACCAGAUCUGUGCUGGAUUGGAACAGGGUGGCGUCGACGCGUGCCUCUACGACACGGGCGGUCCGCUAUUCCUUGAUGGCUUGCUCCACGGCAUCUACUCUUGGGGCUACCACGCGGACUGCGCUGUGCCGGGUUUCCCUGGCGUCUACACAGAGGUUUCCGUGUUCCGCGACUGGAUCGGUCAAAUUACCGGCAUCUGAUUUAUAUCGUAUUUGUGCUUGUGGGGCAAUAAAUUGCU
Cloeon dipterum is the source of this 830-nucleotide messenger RNA. Its product is annotated as trypsin-1-like. Bases 19 to 792 code for a protein of 257 amino acids. Lineage: Eukaryota; Metazoa; Arthropoda; Insecta; Ephemeroptera; Baetidae. The record is from RefSeq and is a predicted model, not a curated record. The transcript has 4 exons. Gene Ontology annotation, biological process: proteolysis. Gene Ontology annotation, molecular function: serine-type endopeptidase activity.